This is a messenger RNA of Phaedon cochleariae (mustard beetle), 558 nucleotides long. The record is from the annotation of a GenBank genome assembly. Lineage: Eukaryota; Metazoa; Arthropoda; Insecta; Coleoptera; Chrysomelidae.
AUGAGUGUGGUAACAGUCGGUGAUAAUAUUCCACAGUGGAAAAAGGACCUGAUAGCGCGACUCAAGCACCAAAAUAAAAAGGUGGCUGCGAUCGUGCUGAACGGUGAUGAGCAUCAACAACAGUAUUCGAAUUCGACCGUUCAACAACCCAAGCCGAAGAGCGAGCCAGCGCCAGUUGGAUCUAGUGCUCCGAGACAAACAGUCGCGAAACGGGGUCAUGUGAAUAAUAAUUGUACGGGCUGGUCAAGCGAGCAACGAGCCGAAAUAAUGGUCCAGCAAGACCACCGAAAUCACGAACAUUUGGUGGACAUGGUGAGCAACGGGUAUGUGAAAGACCACGGUGGUGAUUCGGACUCGGAAGAUUUGCAUUACGGGCCGGGUAUAGUGAAAAAGCUGAAAAACAAGUAUCUGAGCUUGGCGUUGAGGGAGGCUGUGACUAGGCCUAGUAUCCUACAAUUGCGUAAAGCUACUUCUUUGGAGAAUCUGCUGGACGAGGAUACUAGACAGGGGAACAAUAAACUUUUUCAGUCCAAGUUGAACGGCAAUGAUACCAGGUAA